Molecule: messenger RNA, 513 nt
Organism: Ilyonectria robusta
Lineage: Eukaryota; Fungi; Ascomycota; Sordariomycetes; Hypocreales; Nectriaceae
Exons: 2
Coding region: 1-513 (170 amino acids)
Source: RefSeq, a predicted model, not a curated record
AUGCCUUUCUACGACAUCUCUCACUCUUAUGCCUUUACCCCAGCUCAGCGGGAGGCGCUAGCGGAGCGCAUUACCACACUCCACUGUACCAUGUUCAAUACCCCGUCGAUGUUUGUGAAUAUCCGCUUUGCCCCCAUUAAAGACGAAGAAUACUGGUACGGCCGGAAGCGCAAGCCCAACACUAAUCGAAUCUUUGGCCAUGUGCGAAGUGGCUCUAACCGGAGCGCCGAGGCUUUCGCAAAGCUGGCUGAGGAGAUCGAGGCCAUCUGGGAUGAUGUUGUAGGCAAGACGGAGUCCGACGUCGGGCCUGGUAACCCAAAGACCUUGCAGACAGUGUUUAUUGUCCCAGGCAUCACGACAAGGGAGGAGAGUCUUGCAAUUCCGCCGGCUGGAACGGAAAAGGCCUGGCUGCGGGACAACCUGGAAUCAUUCAAAGAGAGGGCAGGACGUGGCGACCAGGAUUUCAAAGACUUGCUGGCGGAAUUGGAGGCUAGGCCUGAGUUGAUGACCUGA